UGCCUUGAACAUGAUGCAUCACGCUGUGAUGGGGGACGUGUUUGGGGCACAGGACGCGUUCAACCAGGGCGAAGCCCGAACAGCCGCUGGCCAGAGAUGCUCAGGCUGGGAAUUCCGCUGCAACCCCAGCAACCUGGAGCCCUCCAGCGAGGAGGAGGAGGAGGAGGAGGAGUGGACUGACUACAGCCAGAAUUGUGACAUUCCCAAUGAGAACAGCAACCUUCAGUACAACUUCUGCGGGUUCAAGAAGUCUUUUUUGUGCAAGGAUUCUGUGUCUGCUCACUCACCCCAGAGCUUCCUAGACACAAAAAUGCACUUUGAAAACCUGUCUUGGAAGCCGCAGGUUACAGCUGAGGAAGCAGAGAAAAAUGCGAAGGAGCUGGUGGCAGAGGAAGAGCGAAUGAAAAAGAAAGCUGAGAAAAGGAAACUCAAGAAAAAGAAGCAGAAAGACCGGAAGAGAGAAGAAAAAUUGUUGCAAAAGCUCAAAAGCGAGCAGGAGGCUGAACCGAGUUCAUCGUCUCUGAACAGUGCUGUAGCUGCUGGUAACAGUGAUAACAGCAGUGCUGAGAAGGUGAAGGACUGUCCAGAGUCCAGCCCCUCUCAGUCCCUUGGGGAGAGUGCAGCCUGCCCUGAAGAGGAGGGAGCAGGAGGCCCAGAGGCCAGCACGGAGGAGGAGAUGGAGGACGAGCUGGACUUGAGCUGCACCUUUGUCUCCAAAGCGUGGCAGAAAGCAGGUGUGAAGCUGCCAGCACCUGGGAAGGAGAAACCGGCCAAAACUGAUGAUGCAGAGCCAAGCAAGAAGCCCCAGGAGAAAGCGCCCGAGCCCUCGCCGCCGUGCUUGGCUGCCCCACAGGCGCCUGAGCCUGUGCCCCUGGACACAAGUGUGGUGGAGCAGAGCCUGAUUCUAGCAGGCUGUGGGAACGAGGCUGCCCAGAACGGUCGCUACACGGAGGCAGUGCAGGCCUUCACGGAGGCUGUGAAGCUGAAUCCCAGGGAGUACCGGCUCUUUGGGAACCGCUCAUACUGCUAUGAGAAACUGCAGCAAUAUGAGGAGGCUCUCAGGGAUGCAGAGGUGUCUCUUGGUCUCCAGCCUAAAUGGCCCAAAGGCUUCUUCCGCAAGGGCAAGGCCCUGAGGGGACUGAAGCGCUACGCCGAGGCUGUGAGUACGUUUGAGGAGCUGCUGCGCCUGGAUGGCUCCUACGCUGAUGCGGCUGCCCAGCUGAAGGACUGCCGGGCCCUGCUGCAGCAGACCAGCUCUAGCAGUGUGAGCAGCCCUGAGGGUGUCCCGGUACAGUCGCUGCUGGAAACUGGGGAGCCUUCACUGCCUCUGUCUGCAGGGGAGUGGACAAGUGGAAGCUGCUGUGACACAGACAGGAACGGGUUUGUGAUUGUCACAAACUCAAGGAGCCAUUCGAAAGGGCUGGCCCGGGCAGCAGUUCCAGCUAGCAGCAAGCAGACCUUGCCUCCAAAGCAUCCAGCCAGGGACUGCUAUCCUUUGUGGGUCGGGAACGUCACCGCCAGGAUCACCGAGAAGGUGCUGCAGAGCUCCUUUAGCCAGUUUGGGCAGAUCCGCUUUAUCCGGAUGCUCCCAGAGAAACACUGUGCCUUUAUCAACUUCACGCAGAAAGCAUCAGCGGAAGCGGCCUACAGGACCAUGCUGGGUGCUGAUAUGGAAGGGACCAAGCUGGUGCUGCAACUCAAACACCCUUCCCACGCAACGCCACCCCCCAGCAGCGCCCAGAGACUCGCCGUGAAGUAGGUGCCUCCGUGGAAGCCCUCCUAGCCAGGACGUCUCGUGAGCUUACGGGGAGCGGAGCUGCGCCCUGUACAUCUUACACCGCUGGGAUGGCAUGGAGGAGCUGGGCCUUAGUGCUGCCACUAAGUGUCCUUGGCAGCUGGCCCCAACAGACUGCCAUGGUGGGCCAGUGUGCGGCUCUGUGCUGUGUCCUGUCUUGGGAGGACGCGCAGCUCUGAGUCUCUGCUCCCCAGGGAGCCAGCUGGAGUGCCCGCUGGCUUGGAGCGCCCGGCCUGGCAAAGCUGCAGCGGUGAAGACAACAGCCCCUUGCGACACUUGCCCCUGAGCUGUGGACUGGCAAAGAAGCGGGCACAGCAGCACUCAGACCUUCGCAUCUCAUUUCUGUGGGAGCCUGGGGCUUUCUGCUCAGCUCCCCCCGGGUGGGCGGCUGAGCGCUCUCUGAGAGCCUGGUGCCGGUGGCGCUCGGGCAUCCUGCACCAGGCAGGGGCUGCCUUUGCAGCGGUGUCUUGUGGCUCCGCGUUGGGAUGUUGGAGCUGGGGCAUGCGCUCCAGAGGUGCCUUCCCCGCUGCCAUGGGAGGGCUGAGGCUCAGUGGGGCUGGGGGAGGCCGGUGCCCAGGGAGAGCUGGGGCUGCCUCGUGGGGGUGGCCCGCAGCAGGGCCCCUGCUCUCUUGUAGCCCGGCACUAAGUGAAGCCCGCAGCUCUGGGGGUGCAGUGCAGGGAGAUGCGGCCAGGGGCUCUGCAGGUAGGAGGGCCUGCC
Messenger RNA from Struthio camelus australis, 2513 nucleotides. The record is from RefSeq and is a predicted model, not a curated record. Lineage: Eukaryota; Metazoa; Chordata; Aves; Struthioniformes; Struthionidae.